AUCACCCGUACACCGAUGUUACCGCGUCAACACAAGCGUGUGCGCAAGCGCACCGCUCGAUUUCCGCAGCCGUUUCGAUUUCCGGUCGGACGACGUUUCCUCACGUUACUCUUUUCUCACGAACCGUUCAAGAUGGUUAACGUGCCGAAGCAAAGGCGUACUUUUUGCAAAAAAUGCAAGGUACACAAGACUCAUAAAGUGACGCAGUACAAGAAAAGUAAGGAGAGGCAUGCCUCGCAGGGCAGAAGGCGUUACGACCGUAAACAGCAAGGAUUUGGUGGUCAAACAAAACCAAUCUUCAGAAAGAAGGCAAAGACCACAAAGAAAAUUGUAUUGAGGAUGGAAUGUACAGAAUGCAAGUAUAGAAAACAAAUUCCAUUGAAAAGAUGCAAGCAUUUCGAGCUAGGUGGUGACAAGAAAAGGAAGGGACAAAUGAUUCAGUUCUAAAGUUAAUCAUUUAACAUUCUGCAUUCUGUAUUUAAUUAAAAAAAUGCAAAAUAAAUCUAUUUGGAUUUAUA
This is a messenger RNA of Linepithema humile (Argentine ant), 518 nucleotides long. RefSeq names its product ribosomal protein L36A (gene RpL36A). NCBI's taxonomy places the organism in Eukaryota, Metazoa, Arthropoda, Insecta, Hymenoptera, Formicidae. Gene Ontology annotation, molecular function: structural constituent of ribosome. The record is from RefSeq and is a predicted model, not a curated record. Gene Ontology annotation, cellular component: cytosolic large ribosomal subunit; ribosome. Gene Ontology annotation, biological process: translation.